UUAAGAUGGAGGCUAACCACGGGGGCCUUAACGCUCCAAAAUCCUUUUUAUCUGCCACUCACCUCUCUUUUGUCGCCAUUCAAAGUGAAUCAUCAACAAAUCACCAGCAAAAUGAUGAAGUGAGGUUAACGCCAAGCCUCCUCUGCCCAGCGCAGCGGCUAAAAGCGGGUCUCUCCCCCACACUGUGGACUCCAGGCAGGCGAUUGGCAUCCUCUGGCUCCUGAUUUUUUUUCAGUUGAAGCUUUGCGAUAAGCAGCAGCCAUCCAUCAUCAUCAUCAACACCAGGAAAACGCAUCACCCCCAUAAACCAAUUCCAGUUUCCAGCGCCUGUCGCGCCUCCCCAAACAUCUCAUCAACUCAGCGACACCUUCUUAAUUAAAUAACACACCCACCGCCAAAAUGCGCGCCCUAACAGACGAAGAAAUGAAGACGGUCCUCGACAAGCUGGCAAACUACAUGUCCGACCUAAAAUCCCUCAUCGCCCCCCUCGAAGACGGCGACCGCUACGUCUUCCGGCUCAACCACUCCCGCGUCUACUACGUCAAGCUCUCCAUCGCCAACCUCGCCACCUCCAUCUCCCGCGACGCCCUCCUCUCCCUCGGCACCUGCCUGGGAAAGCUCACAAAGACGGGUAAAUUCCGCCUCCACAUCACCGCCCUCCCCAUCCUUUCCCAGGGCGCCCGUCACAAGAUCUGGAUCAAGGAGAACGGUGCCCAACCCUUCCUUUACGGAUCAAAUGUCGUCAAGGCCCACGUCGGGAGGUGGAGCGAGGAUUGCCCUGAGCAUCAGGGGUGCGUGGUGUACAGCAUGGCGGAUAUCCCGCUCGGGUUUGGCGUCACGGCGCGGAGCACGACCGAGGCGAGGAGGUUGGAUCCGACGGGGGUGGUGUGCUUUAGGCAGGCGGAUUGCGGCGAGUAUUUGAGGGAUGAGGAUACGCUUUUUGCUGGUUAGCUUUGGGGGGGGAGAGAGAGAUGAUACCCGUGGGGAAAUGGGAACAUGUAUGGUAAAUAAAAUAGGGGGCGUCUUGGCGUUACUAAAUCAUGUUUUGCGUCUUUG
This is a messenger RNA of Podospora bellae-mahoneyi, 1056 nucleotides long. It is a transcript of the gene NIP7, whose product is annotated as ribosome biosynthesis protein nip7. The transcript is spliced from 2 exons. Gene Ontology annotation, cellular component: preribosome, large subunit precursor; nucleus; nucleolus. The record is from RefSeq and is a predicted model, not a curated record. Gene Ontology annotation, molecular function: RNA binding. Gene Ontology annotation, biological process: ribosome assembly; ribosomal large subunit biogenesis. Bases 400 to 951 code for a protein of 183 amino acids. NCBI's taxonomy places the organism in Eukaryota, Fungi, Ascomycota, Sordariomycetes, Sordariales, Podosporaceae.